AUGGCCACGAUCAACACGGCUACAAACUUCCGUGAUAUCGACCUGCUCUGUGUAUAUGAUAACAUCCAGAUGGGUGCCCUCCGGUUCUCUGAGACGAGACCAACCCGGAUCUUGUCCAUCGUGGGCGAUUCAGCUGCCAUCAUAGCUACAUUUAUUACAGAUGGUGUCCUCCUUGUUCGCUGUUUCAUGGUAUGGUACAACAAGCGCUGGGUGAUGGUUUUACCCUGCCUGAUGUAUUCCGCCUCCACAGCGUUUUCCAUAAUUGGUGUGGUCAUUAUCGCACAACCUGAGGAGAGCAUAUGGAAAGCUUCCGUGAGGAAGUUUAAUUUACCAUACUGGACCGUCUCUGUGGGCCUCAAUGUCCUACUGACUUCUAUGUUGGUGUUCCGCCUGCUAUGGAUGCGUUAUGAGAUAAUGGCGACGCUCGGCCAUGAGCAUGGACGGGUCUACCUUACUGCUGUAUCCAUGCUGGUGGAAUCCGCACUUCCAUACACGCUCUUGUCCGUUCUCUACGUCAUACUGUACGGUCUCAACAGCCCCAUGGAAGCGCUCUUUCUCAUGCCUAUGGUGCAAUUCUCCUGUAUAGCUCCUGAGCUCAUAUUGAUUCAUGUCGCUCGGGGACGUGCAUGGUCCAAACAGACGUACCUGAAAGGGACUAUAUCCUCUGUUCGCUUCGGUGCCACAACUGGAAAUGUGGAAGGCCCGGAUGUGUCAGUGUGCAUGCACCAGAGCUCGACGACGACUCUAAGAGAUCAGGCACUAAAGUUCAAGUCUUCUACUCCCGACGUCGGUCGACGAGAACUGUAA
Molecule: messenger RNA, 807 nt
Organism: Fibroporia radiculosa
Lineage: Eukaryota; Fungi; Basidiomycota; Agaricomycetes; Polyporales; Fibroporiaceae
Exons: 4
Coding region: 1-807 (268 amino acids)
Source: RefSeq, a predicted model, not a curated record